Trifolium pratense (red clover) is the source of this 2286-nucleotide messenger RNA. RefSeq names its product calcium-dependent protein kinase 2-like. The record is from RefSeq and is a predicted model, not a curated record. NCBI's taxonomy places the organism in Eukaryota, Viridiplantae, Streptophyta, Magnoliopsida, Fabales, Fabaceae. Gene Ontology annotation, molecular function: calcium-dependent protein serine/threonine kinase activity; calcium ion binding; ATP binding. Gene Ontology annotation, cellular component: cytoplasm; nucleus. Gene Ontology annotation, biological process: peptidyl-serine phosphorylation; intracellular signal transduction; protein autophosphorylation.
UCUCUUACAAUAAUAUGAUAUGAUCUGUAUUCAACUAAAUCAAAUUAUUUUCAGCUAAUCCGUCUUUUCUUUCUACACGCUUUCUACUUUCCACUCAUUCAUAAUAAUCGAUCCAUAAACCCUUUUUUUUCAAUUCAAUCCAAAUUCAACAAAAUGGGUUGUCACGGUAGUAAGGAAGCGAAAAAAUCCGCCGCAGAACAUAGCCGCCACCGCCACCAAUCAUCCGCCGCAGCUGGUGCUGCUGCUACCGGCGGUACUAAUUUCCAGUAUCAAAUUGUUCAACCUUCUUCCUCUCACGUUCAAACUUCACCACCACCAAAACCAAAACCAGAAUCACAUUCACACUCACAUUCACAUGCUUCAACAGUGACUACAACAACAACAACAUCAAAUCCAAAACCCUCUGCUUCUGAGAAUGUGAGAACAGUGCAGAAACCAGACACAACAAUAUUAGGAAAACCCUUUGAAGAUAUUAAAAAGUUCUAUACUUUAGGUAAAGAAUUGGGUAGAGGUCAAUUUGGGAUUACUUAUUUUUGUACUGAGAAUUCAACUGGUUUAAAUUAUGCUUGUAAAUCUAUAUUAAAGAGGAAGCUUGUUUCUAAAGCUGAUAGAGAAGAUAUUAAGAGAGAGAUUCAGAUUUUGCAGCAUUUAUCUGGUCAACCUAACAUUGUUGAAUUUAAAGGUGCUUAUGAGGAUAGGUUUUCUGUUCAUCUUGUUAUGGAACUUUGUGCUGGUGGAGAGUUGUUUGAUAGAAUCAUUGCUCAAGGUCAUUAUUCAGAGAGAGCUGCUGCUUCUAUUUGUAGGGCUGUUGUUAAUGUUGUGCACAUUUGUCAUUUUAUGGGUGUAUUGCAUCGCGAUUUGAAGCCGGAAAAUUUCUUGCUUUCUAGUAAAGAUGAAGGAGCAGCACUUAAAGCUACUGAUUUUGGACUUUCUGUUUUCAUUGAAGAAGGAAAGGUUUACCGUGAUAUGGUAGGAAGUGCUUACUAUGUUGCUCCUGAGGUAUUGCGUCGUAAUUAUGGAAAGGAAAUAGAUAUUUGGAGUGCAGGCAUCAUAUUGUAUAUUCUCCUUAGUGGUGUACCACCUUUUUGGGCUGAAACUGAAAAGGGAAUAUUUAAUGCCAUAUUGGAAGGUGAACUUGACUUUGUUAGUGAACCAUGGCCAUCAAUAUCAGACAGUGCUAAAGAUCUAGUCAGAAAGAUGCUGACACAGGAUCCAAAGAAGAGAAUUACUUCUACCCAAGUCCUUGAACACCCGUGGAUGAGAGAAGGUGGAGAGGCCUCUGAUAAACCGAUUGAUAGUGCUGUUCUAUCUAGAAUGAAACAAUUCAGGGCAAUGAAUAAGUUCAAGAAACUUGCAUUGAAGGUUAUGGCUGAAAAUCUAUCAGAAGAAGAGAUUAAAGGUCUCAAGGCAAUGUUUGCAAAUAUGGACACUGAUGGUAGUGGCACCAUCACCUAUGAAGAACUGAAGUCAGGCCUAGCACGAAUUGGAUCACGAUUGUCUGAGCCUGAAGUGAAGCAACUUAUGGAAGCUGCUGAUGUUGAUGGAAAUGGCUCAAUCGACUAUCUUGAAUUCAUAUCAGCUACAAUGCAUAGACACAGACUUGAACGAGAUGAACAUCUUUACAAAGCAUUCCAGUAUUUUGAUAAAGACAAUAGUGGGCAUAUUACUAGAGAAGAAUUGGAGACUGCCAUGACAAAGCAUGGAAUGGGUGAUGAAGCAACAAUAAAGGAAAUUAUUUCUGAGGUGGAUACAGAUAAUGAUGGGAGAAUAAACUAUGAGGAAUUCUGUGCAAUGAUGAGAAGUGGAAUGCCACCAGGCACAACUAUUUUAAAUCUACGGAAUGGAGUCAAUUUCACAUGUUCGUGUGAUUCAUCGUGAAAGCCAAUUGGUCGAGAGACUUAACGUUGUUGGCAAGUAAUGUUAUCUCCUAGAAUAUGCAAGACACAUGGAUUGGUGAUUACUUUGAGGUUCUUUGCAAUCCUAAUUUUCGUAACAAGGUUGUUUUCGUGCAUGUGGUGCUAAAAAUAGAUUGAUUAAAGUAUUGUUAUGCAUUUCUUUGUACAUUUAAUUUCCGGCUGUCACGUUUUCCAAGUGUCUUGAGCCUGGAUUGAUUUAUAUGUUAAAAUGUGGACUAUGAUAUCAGAGUUACUGUAUCAUUUUAGUUAUGGCAGAGGAACGAAUAAACACGGGAGGAAUCUGAUUUCCUUAACCUGUAUGAGGAUGUAUGUGUAAACUUAAGUCUUCGAUUCCCAUAAUGUAUUGAUAAUCUAUUGUGCAUUUGUUGAA